CAGUAAGUGAACUUGCAACCAGAGGGACUAUGGUGGGUGUAAUUUCUGCUGCAGCCAUCAAUCAGAGCAUUGUAUACUCCAUUGUUGCAGGAAAUGAAGAGGAUAAGUUUGGAAUCAAUAACAUCACAGGAGUAAUCUACGUGAAUGCCCCUCUGGAUUAUGAAACAAGGACAAGCUAUGUACUUCGAGUUCAAGCUGAUUCCCUGGAAGUGGUCCUCGCCAAUCUCCGAGUUCCUUCAAAAAGCAAUACAGCUAAAGUGUAUAUUGAGAUUCAGGAUGAAAAUGAUCAUCCCCCAGUGUUUCAGAAAAAAUUCUACAUUGGAGGUGUGUCUGAAGAUGCAAGGAUGUUUGCUUCUGUGUUAAGAGUUAAGGCGACUGAUAAAGAUACUGGCAAUUAUAGCGCCAUGGCAUACAGACUCAUAAUACCACCAAUUAAAGAAGGGAAGGAAGGAUUCGUGGUGGAGACAUACACAGGGCUUAUCAAAACGGCUAUGCUCUUCCAUAACAUGAGGCGGUCUUACUUUAAGUUUCAAGUCAUCGCAACUGACAAUUAUGGGAAGGGACUAAGUGGCAAAGCAGAUGUUCUGGUCUCCGUGGUCAAUCAGCUGGAUAUGCAAGUCAUUGUUUCUAAUGUGCCCCCUACUCUAGUGGAAAAAAGGAUAGAAGACCUUACAGAGUAA
Molecule: messenger RNA, 680 nt
Organism: Odocoileus virginianus texanus
Lineage: Eukaryota; Metazoa; Chordata; Mammalia; Artiodactyla; Cervidae
Source: RefSeq, a predicted model, not a curated record